Messenger RNA from Petromyzon marinus (sea lamprey), 2351 nucleotides. RefSeq names its product ARF interacting protein 2 (gene ARFIP2). Gene Ontology annotation, molecular function: phospholipid binding; protein domain specific binding. Gene Ontology annotation, cellular component: trans-Golgi network membrane. Gene Ontology annotation, biological process: intracellular protein transport; regulation of Arp2/3 complex-mediated actin nucleation. NCBI's taxonomy places the organism in Eukaryota, Metazoa, Chordata, Hyperoartia, Petromyzontiformes, Petromyzontidae. The record is from RefSeq and is a predicted model, not a curated record.
ACGGGCAGAGGAGGAGACGGUGGGGGUGGUGGUGAGGACGAGGCCUGAGAGAGAGAGGGGACCCAGGGUUCGGGAGAGAGGCAACGGCAGGGGGGGGGAGAGGCCGCGUCGAAUACGCGCUGAGCGGCGAGACAGAGAGAGAGAGGGAGGGGACGGACGAGGCCGACGAGGAGCAGGAGACGAGGAGCAGGAGACGAGGAGCGAGGCCGAGUUGCCAGGGAAUCGAGUGGUGAAGGGGAGAGGGUCGGUGGGUGGGUGACCGAUAGCGCAAUGGCGCAGGCGACUCCGGCGGGCGGAUUCUCAGACGGUGGGACGGGAGCGCAUUGCGGCCAGGAUUUCGAGGAUGUGAUGACAUCAAAUGCAGAGCUGGGACCCCACGGGUUGCCUGCUGCCGAGUACCAUGGGAUGGAGCCACCUGCUCCCUCGAUACGCACGGGGAACAUGCAAGGAACGCAAGGAGAGGAGACGCAAGCGUCUUUAAACAGCCCGGCUGUUGCUGGAGAUGCAGGCUUCAUGGGCCUCGCUUUUAGCACCCUGGAGAUGGUACGCAACUGGAGCCUUAACACCUACAAGUGCACACGACAGAUGGUGACGGAGCAGCUGGGCCGAGGCUCCCGCACCUUGGACCCAGAGCUGUCUGCCCGCGUGGUGGCGCUCACAGAGACGAGGCGGCGCUACCGUGCGCUGCUGCGGGUGGCGCGCUCUAUGCUGGCGCACUUCCAGUUGGUCGUCACGGCACAGCGAAAUCUGGCCGACUGCUUCUCUGAGCUCGGCCACAAGUCUCCUGAUCUGCAGGAGGAGUUCAGCUACAACGCAGAGACGCAGCGGCUGCUGUGCAAGAACGGGGAGACGCUGCUACGGGCCCUCACCUUCUUCGUCAACAGCAUCAACACGCUCACCAACAAGACCAUGGCCGACACCCUGAUGACUGUGCGCCACUAUGAGGCUGCCAGGCUGCAGUUUGACGCUUACCGGGCAGACGUGGAGCUUCUGAGGAACUCGGCCACAGACCCGGCCUCUGCCCAACGCCUCGACGUCGCCCAGAAACACUUCCUCUCGCACAAGGACAAAUUCGAACGUCUCCGCGAAGACGUUGCCAUCAAACUCAAAUUUCUGGAUGAAAAUAAGGUGAAGGUGAUGCAGAAGCAGCUUCUUCUGUUCCACAAUGCCACCUCUGCCUACUUCGCUGGAAACCAGCAGCAGCUGGAGCUCACCCUGAAGCAAUUCAAUGUGAACAGCAGCAUUGCCGCCCCAACAGCCGGCAUUGCCACGUGGGUCGAGGGGCAGUGAUCCAACUCGCACGUAACCUUACACACGUAAACACCACUACUCUCAUACAAAGAUCCUAUGAAGCCUACACAGGCUGUUGGGGCAGAUGGUGAGCAGAUAUGAAAGUUGGCAUUGCUUACGAGAGGGGGAUAUGGCCAGAAACACACCCAACCACCUUUGCCUCCCCAUUGGUGAUGUUUACACGGUCUAGGGAAGGACUGGGACCGGUUCAGAUAUUUGCCAAUGUUAGGUGUGAACAUGAACUGAAUUCUGCCCACUGGAUUCGUAGUGCAAUGCGCUAACCUCUGCACUGUCACACAACCCACCACACAUAUACCCCGACUUGCAUGUCCACUUACACUUCCAAACUGCCUUUCACCACCAAGCGACAUUACUACAGCCCUUGUGCCAGGCUAGCGCUAGUAUGUAUGUUGUUGAACUUCUUUCGCACCAUACGUAGCCAUCUGCUCAUCGGAGGAGCGGGGGACUCGCUGGCAGAAGGUUACGAGACAAGACAAGGGUGUCCUGGCACCACCUUUGCCAACUUCCCUACACUCACCGCACACCCCACUCAUAAACACUCGUUUUCAACCCCAAAGACAUGUUCACACACAACACCCCAAUCUCCCAUGUUCCAAAGCUUCUGACCGUGAGCUCGUGCAUAUGUAGAUACAUUAACAAAACGCACCUCGACCUGGAUCACACACGGUGCCCACUGUGCAGGCGGUGACGCGCAAACUUCUUUCUGGGAUAGUCAGCAGGUCGUGUAUUCCACCACCCAAUCAUGGGCUGGGUGAACAACCGAGUUGUGUUUGUCAAUGCCUUGUUUAGAAUUACAAUUUUAUUCCACACAUUGGUGUGAAAAGGGUUGGUGUGGGUAGUGUACAUCACAUGUAGCCAUCACUUAGUCUUUUUGGGGGGAGCCUUUGCCCAGAUAUUGCAACGGUUUUUUUUAGACAAAACCACUGCAGAAAGACAUUUUUGUAAGCGAACGUAGAAUAACGGCUAAAAGGAGUAACCAUCGAUUGCAAUUGAGAACAUUGCUAUGCUUCAGUGUAUUUAAUAAAGUACAUUCCUCUCAA